AUGCCCAGUUUCGGCAGCAGUCCCACCUCUUUGAAGAAGAUGGACCAUAACAACAACGGAUUCGGCCGAGGGAAGGGCAAUCGCUUCAAUAUUGGACAUAUUGUCGGAGAUCCCUUUUCGCUGGCUACAAUUGGCAUAGCGAUAGCAGGAUGGUUGAUAGCCUUCGUCAGCUCGAUCAUAGCCGACAUCAGCCAGGACUACCCCAAUUACUCGUGGUGGGCGCUGGCAUACACUUUCUGCGUCAUCGGCGGCAUAAUCACUGCCGUAGGAUUUGAUGCGGUCUACACUUAUCACGUGGCUAUUGUUGGGUUUUUAGCUGCUGCUAUGGUGUUCACAACAUCUGCUGUCAACUCGCUGAUCUACUACUCGAGCGGGUCGAAAGAGGCAGCUGCGGCAGGCUUCAUUCUGCUGUCGAUGGUUUCGAUCGUCUGGAUCUUCUACUUCGGCUCCCAACCAACAGCCACCCACCGCCAGACCAUCGACUCCUUCGCCCUCCACAAAGACCGCGCCCCGAGCACCCGCAACAGCCGCCACAUGACCCAAUCUUACGCGCGACCCGAGACCACUCACUCCCAACAACCACCCCAAAUGUACAACGCCAACCAACUCGCCGGCUUCGAGACAAGCAGCCCAGUAACAGGCUACCCAGGCGGCGCAAUGGGCGCGCAAAGCAAGCGCGAAAGCAGCAACACCGCCUUCCCGCAACCCAUGAACACCAACCACCCUCACCCUCAAGCACCCAUGCACCAAAAUCAAUCCCUUGCGCCCACGGCACCCACCACCUCCGCCUCCGCCACCGCGCCUUCACAAGGCGAAAGCGCCAUGUCCGCCGGCCCGACAGAAUACCCAUACCGCGCGAAAGCGAUCUACUCGUACGAAGCUAACCCCGACGACGCGAACGAGAUCUCCUUCAGCAAGCAUGAGAUCCUCGAGGUUAGUGAUGUGAGUGGACGGUGGUGGCAGGCGAAGAAGGAGAGUGGGGAGACGGGGAUAGCGCCUUCGAAUUACCUGAUUCUGUUGUAA
Messenger RNA from Recurvomyces mirabilis, 1023 nucleotides. It is a transcript of the gene SHO1, whose product is annotated as Transmembrane osmosensor. The transcript has 3 exons. The record is from RefSeq and is a predicted model, not a curated record. Lineage: Eukaryota; Fungi; Ascomycota; Dothideomycetes; Mycosphaerellales; Teratosphaeriaceae. Bases 1 to 1023 code for a protein of 340 amino acids. Gene Ontology annotation, molecular function: protein binding. Gene Ontology annotation, biological process: regulation of actin filament polymerization.